AUGGCGAGGCCUUACAAACCUAAGAAUAUCCUCAUUACAGGAGCUGCUGGCUUUAUCGCAUCCCAUGUCGCGAUCCGUGUUACCAAGAAGUACCCCGAUUACAAGAUCGUCGUCCUUGACAAACUUGACUACUGCUCUAAUCUGAAAAACCUGCUCCCUGUGAGCUCAUCACCAAACUUCAAGUUUGUCAAGGGUGAUAUUGCAAGCGCUGAUCUUGUCAACUUCCUUCUUGUCACAGAGAACAUUGACACCAUAAUGCACUUCGCAGCCCAGACACAUGUCGACAAUUCAUUUGGGAAUUCUUUCGAAUUUACCAAGAACAAUAUUUAUGGUACACAUGUUCUUCUUGAGGCCUGCAGGAUUACUGGCCAGAUCAAGAGGUUCAUCCACGUCAGCACUGAUGAGGUCUAUGGGGAGACUGAUGAGGAUGCAGUUGUUGGGAACCAUGAAGCAUCACAGCUGCUUCCUACAAACCCAUAUGCAGCCACCAAAGCGGGAGCAGAGAUGCUUGUCAUGGCAUAUGGGAGAUCCUAUGGACUGCCGGUUAUCACCACUCGAGGAAACAAUGUCUAUGGCCCAAAUCAGUUUCCUGAGAAGCUUAUCCCAAAGUUCAUUCUCUUGGCAAUGAGAGGGGAGCCCCUCCCUAUCCAUGGUGAUGGAGGCAAUGUCCGUAGCUACAUCUAUUGUGAGGAUGUUGCAGAGGCAUUUGAGGUCAUUCUUCAUCAUGGAGAAGUUGGACAUGUUUAUAAUAUUGGAACAAAGAGAGAGAGGACAGUAAUUGAUGUAGCAAAAGAUGUUUGUAAGCUUUUCAAUCUUGAAGCUGACAAAGUCAUCAUGUUUGUCGAGAACAGACCUUUCAAUGACCAGAGGUAUUUCUUGGACGAUGAGAAGCUCAAGAGCCUUGGAUGGGCUGAGCGCACCCAAUGGGAGGAAGGCUUAAAAAAGACAAUGGAAUGGUAUGUAGCAAAUUCUGAUUAUUGGGGUGAUGUUUCUGGGGCCUUACUGCCUCAUCCGAGGACACUGAUGAUGCCAGGGUACGAGGGCUCUGAGGAGAUUAAAGGAAUUCUCAGUCAGUUUAAUAACAUUCAAACAAAGGUCACUUCAACAUCAGAUAAUGCUCUAGAAACGCAUGCCUUCAAGUUCCUGAUAUAUGGCAGGACAGGAUGGAUCGGUGGACUUCUUGGAAAAAUAUGUGAGAAGAAAGGAAUUCCAUAUGAGUAUGGAAAAGGCCGCUUGCAAGAACGUUCUUCACUCAUCCUGGAUAUCCAAACUAUUAAGCCAACACAUGUCUUCAAUGCCGCUGGUGUUACUGGAAGGCCCAAUGUUGACUGGUGUGAGUCACACAAGCCAGACACCAUUCGUACCAAUGUUGUGGGCACCUUAAAUCUAGCAGACAUAUGUAGGGAGCAUGGCUUAUUGAUGAUGAACUAUGCCACUGGGUGCAUAUUUGAGUAUGAUGCACAUCAUCCCGAAGGGUCAGGUAUCGGCUUCAAAGAGGAAGAUACACCAAAUUUUAAAGGUUCAUUCUACUCGAAGACGAAGGCAAUGGUCGAGGAGCUAUUGAGGGAGUAUGAGAACGUCUGCACUCUGCGAGUUCGAAUGCCAAUAUCCUCUGACCUCAGCAACCCCCGAAACUUUGUGACAAAGAUCAGCCGUUACAACAAGGUGGUGAACAUCCCCAACAGCAUGACGAUGUUGGACGAGCUCCUGCCUAUCUCAGUGGAGAUGGCAAAGAGGAACCUGCGGGGCAUCUAUAACUUCACCAACCCCGGCGUUGUCAGCCACAACGAGAUCCUAGAGAUGCACAAGCAGUACAUCGACCCUAGCUUCAAGUGGACAAACUUCACCCUUGAGGAGCAGGCCAAGGUUAUUGUCGCGCCACGAAGCAACAAUGAGAUGGAUGCAACCAAGCUGAAGAAGGAGUUCCCCGAGCUGCUAUCGAUCAAAGACUCGUUGAUCAAGUAUGUCUUUGAGCCCAAUAGGAAGGUGCCUAGAAACUGA
Miscanthus lutarioriparius is the source of this 2001-nucleotide messenger RNA. Lineage: Eukaryota; Viridiplantae; Streptophyta; Magnoliopsida; Poales; Poaceae. The record is from the annotation of a GenBank genome assembly.